AUGCGAAGAGGACUGUCCACCAGGCUUCCUGACGGAUUUCUGGAUGGCUUCGACAGUCUACCAUGCGUUGUAAUGAACGAAAUCUUCCUUAAUCUACCCGGUGAAGAGAUUCCGAAUCUUCAGUCGGUUAGCAAGAGAUGGAAGAAUCUGAUCAGCCCUAGACGAUCUCGCUAUCCCAGAAAUUCCAUAUCUGAUCUUAACGAUCAGUUUCAACAAUGGGAUACGUACCUAUCACACAACCAACCAGAAGGGAAUCAGAGAUGGUGCUCGCACAAUCUGGCAUCGGCUGUACCUCAUAUUUCCAUUGACUGCCUUGAACUACGAAUUCAUCACAUCAAUGAACAGUUCGACGACCUUCAGUUAAGCACGAUCAACACUCGAUCAGUUGACAUCACUUUCUGCAGGCCAAUCGGGUCCAGCUCAACUGAGCAUAUCGUCAGGCUUCUGAGAAAUAUCUCCAAGAAUCGAUCAAUCGAAUCAGUUCGCCUUUCGUCAGAAGUAGCUCAACUUCCUUCAACGAUUGUCAGCGAAAUCACCGAACUUUUCGAAUCUAAUCGAAUCCAGCUGAGAUUGGACUUGUAA
Messenger RNA from Cooperia oncophora, 582 nucleotides. The record is from the annotation of a GenBank genome assembly. NCBI's taxonomy places the organism in Eukaryota, Metazoa, Nematoda, Chromadorea, Rhabditida, Trichostrongylidae.